Tigriopus californicus is the source of this 2076-nucleotide messenger RNA. Its product is annotated as histidine-rich glycoprotein-like. The coding region runs from base 1142 to 1858 and encodes 238 amino acids. The transcript has a single exon. Lineage: Eukaryota; Metazoa; Arthropoda; Copepoda; Harpacticoida; Harpacticidae. The record is from RefSeq and is a predicted model, not a curated record.
CAUGGACAAGAACAUUCUUGUAACAGUAAUAAAUCAAUCACAGUGAGGGAGAAUCUAAUAUGUUUGAAGUGACAAAGGUGGCGUUGAAUAAGACUCUGGUGGACAUUCAAAACGCAAAUAAAGGAUUUGAAAGGCGAGCCACACAUCUACUCUAGUAGCCAUGACCACAAGGCUCAUUAGUUCGAUUCCGCUGAGGAUGAAAUAAUGUUAAAACACUCGGAGAUGAGGACGCAAAUUACCAAACACCUAGCCAACCGAUUGGCAUAAAUACAUUCAUACAUGGACAUAAACCAGGCAAAUUGUUUCAAGUGGACAUUUAGUGGUUUCAACCUGUCCAUCUACAUAUCGCUCGAUUGGUCCUGGAGGGGCUUUAAUGUCAUUGGAUUUGUGAGACCAAUCCUUGCCAGCAGCGAUUUUGAGGCCCCACCAAAUGGCGUCAUCUUUCAUCUUGACUUUGAAUUUCUAGACCUUGUGAUGAACUGCUUGCUAUGGCUUCACACGCACAAAAAGUGGAUAUGUGCGUAUGUAUAUCCGUAUUAACAUGGUCUGGAGACAUGUUGAACAUGUCUACUCCAUCCAUCCAGCGUUUGGAUGGUUGUGGUCGGCAACUAAGGAAGUUGUCAUCAAAGUGUGGUCAAAAGGAUCAUCAUGUUCGAGCAAUUCGAGAAUCGUGAUAGUUCACUUCGGAUUAUGGGUGCGAGCGAUCAAAUGACGGGGAAAAUGGGCCUGGGCAAUUAAAGGCCUAUUUCAUUCAUCCCCACCUAAGAAGUCCCUAGUUGACGACAUCGGAGCUCAGUCUCUUGAGCGGGUAAUUGCGCUCAGAAACAAUGCCCUGACUGAUGGCUUGCAUCGUCAGCUUGUUUAAUCAACUUUGGACAUCUCAAGUGGCAAACACAGAUAUUAGAUCUUGAAUUUCCACCUCCGAGCUGUGCCGAGUCCGUCCCAAAGACAACUAGUGACGGAGUGUGAGGCUCGUCCACCCUGGACAUGCAAUCCAGGGUACUGUCUGUGCUCGGAAUAUACGUGGAACGAAGGUACCUCGGUAUGGACGUACGUACAUACGUCCGUUCGUACUGCAUGAUCGAGAUCGCGAGUGACGGAUGACGCUUUUCUUGCGUCAAGCAUUCUCGGUCAGUAUCAGAUGUGCUCAAGUAUAAAUACGAGCAACACAUCCGGAGAAGGCAACAGUUCUCGUUUUCAAUUGGAUUCAAAAACAUCCUUGCUUCACUUGUUAAUCAUGCGUGCUUAUCAGUUGGUGAUCUUCGGCUCGGUCCUCAUGGCCGCUUCCGCCGCAGGCAGUGCUUUGCCCGUGGCCGCCGACGAUACCGUCGCCAUUGUGCCUGACCUCGUGCCGGAGGCUAGUCAAGUUCACUACGGUUACGCCCGCCAUUACGACUAUGAUCACGAUCAUAAGCAUGCUCCGGCCCAUGGCCACGCCCUGGGCUACAAACACGAGAAGCAUUACGGAUACGAGCACCAUGGUAAUCACGGACAUGGUCACGCCUACAAGCAUGGUUAUGAACACGCCUACCAACCCCAUCAUGAACAUGGCUACAAACAUGAGCAUGGCUAUAAACAUGAGCACGGUUACGAACAUGAGCACGGCUAUGAGCACGAGCACGGCUACAAGCACGAACACGGUUACAAGCACGAACAUGGCUACGAACACAAGCCCGUUCAUCAUGUGGCCGAUGUCCAUGAUCCCCACCACCAUGGCUAUGUCCCAGUGCACGAACCUCACCACCAUGACCACGGCAAAGGAUACGCUGUGGGACACGAUGCCGUGGGCACCUUCAACCAUCACACCGGGCCUUUCGGUCCCUUCGGAUUCUACGCCAAUUUCUACCACGAUCUGUAGACGAGAACUGAUCACAUCUCGCUGCUUGUGAUACACGGAGAGACGACUCAUUGGAUGGCUUCUCCUGUCAAAACCAAUUUUUUGGCAUUAACACCAUGUAACAUCCCCAAUCCACAACAGUCAAGUCAAACUAAGCCCUAUGAAAAGUAUUAUAUUUAUACACCUCAAACGGUUAACUUGCGUGCAAUAUUUACGGACAAUAAAGCAUCUACCCAUAA